AUGUGCAGUACCAUCAUCAGAGUUGAUGUUGGACUUAAUGGUGCAAAGACUUUCAUCAAAGUGAGGAAAGAUAAUUCCUCUUUGGUUGUUCCACAAGCCAAAGUGAAUGAGAAUAGUAAGAGCUCUUUGAGUUUGGUUGCUUGGGUACUUUUUGGAAGCUCUUCAUUUCUCAAUGUCAUAUUUAUUGGUGCCUUAUGCAUGUGCUUUUUCUACAUCUUUCAGUACAAAAAGAAGCUUAGAGGAAUUGGCAAAAGUGCCAAUGCCCUUGAAACUAACUUGCGUUGCUUCUGUUAUGAGGAGCUUGAAAGAGCUACAAAUGGUUUCCAGAAAGAGUUAGGAAGAGGGUCUUUUGGUGUUGUCUAUGAAGGAGUCAUAAACAUAGGCUCAGAAAUUCCAAUAGCAGUGAAAAAGCUAAACACUUUGCUUUUCCAACAGGUUGAGAUGGAGUUCAAGAACGAGUUACAUGCCAUUGGUCUCACUCAUCACAAGAACUUGGUGCGGUUGAUAGGCUAUUGUGAGGCUGAAAAAGAAAGAUUGUUGGUUUAUGAGUAUAUGAGCAAUGGCACUUUGGCAAGUCUUAUUUUCAGUGAGGUGAAACCUGAGUGGAAACUGAGGUUAGAGAUUGCAUCUGGGGUAGCUAGAGGACUUGCAUAUUUGCAUGAAGAGUGCAUCACUCAGAUUAUCCACUGUGACAUAAAGCCACAAAACAUACUCAUUGAUGAGUACUAUAAUGCCAGAAUUUCUGACUUUGGAUUGGCCAAGCUCUUGAAGAUGAACCAAAGCAGAACCAACACUGCCAUAAGGGGAACAAAGGGGUAUGUGGCACUUGAAUGGUUUAAAAACAUGGCUAUCACAGCUAAAGUGGAUGUCUAUAGUUAUGGUGUGUUGUUGCUUGAGAUCAUUUGCUGCAGAAGAAAUGUAGAAAUGGAUCUAGAAGAGGAAGAGAAGGUUAUACUAAUUGAUUGGGCUUGUGAUUGCUAUUCAAGAGGUACUUUUGAUCCCUUGGUUGAAGAUGACAAGGAGGCAUUCGAUGACAAAAAGAACAUGAUGAAGUUGGUGAUGAUUUCCAUUUGGUGCAUUCAAGAGGAUCCAAUUCUUAGACCAACCAUGAAAAAAGUGACACAGAUGCUUGAAGGUGUUGUAGAAGUCGAACCUCCACCAUUCCCCUCACAAUUUAGUAGACAUUCUCAAAAUCCAUGACUUCUUCAUGUAACCUCAAAAAACACUAAAAUAAAACAUCUUUG
Molecule: messenger RNA, 1244 nt
Organism: Vigna umbellata (rice bean)
Lineage: Eukaryota; Viridiplantae; Streptophyta; Magnoliopsida; Fabales; Fabaceae
Source: RefSeq, a predicted model, not a curated record